AUGGCUGCCAAGAAUAUGACAGAGAAUGCUUUGGUCGCUGUAAUUGGUGAUGAAGAUAUCGUUACAGGUUUCCUUUUGGCUGGUUGUGGUCAAAAAGAUAAGAAAAAGACUGAAAAUUUCCUUGUAGUUGACAACAAAACCUCAAUCUCUAAAAUCGAACAAUCAUUUAAAAACUUCACCCAAAGAAAUGACAUUGCCAUCAUUUUGAUUUCACAAAAAAUUGCAGAUGAGAUUAGACCAUUGAUCGAUGAAUAUAAUCAAGUUAUCCCAACUAUUUUAGAGAUUCCAUCAAAGGAUCACCCAUAUGACCCAUCAAAAGACAGUGUUAUGUUAAAAGUAAAGAGAAUGACAGGUGCAGAUUAA
Messenger RNA from Heterostelium album PN500, 363 nucleotides. RefSeq names its product vacuolar H+ ATPase F subunit (gene vatF). The coding region runs from base 1 to 363 and encodes 120 amino acids. NCBI's taxonomy places the organism in Eukaryota, Evosea, Eumycetozoa, Acytosteliales, Acytosteliaceae. Gene Ontology annotation, biological process: proton transmembrane transport. The record is from RefSeq and is a predicted model, not a curated record. The transcript is spliced from 4 exons. Gene Ontology annotation, cellular component: membrane; proton-transporting V-type ATPase, V1 domain. Gene Ontology annotation, molecular function: proton-transporting ATPase activity, rotational mechanism.